GAAGGCAUGUCAUGAAUAUUAAUUAGAUUGACUUCACAUGGCGAAGGAUUGUCUAUUGAAUAUUAAAAAGCUAUCGAUGACGUUCUCGGCAACCAUCCAAUAGGAAGAAUCGGCUCGUGAAUAUUAACAACGCCUUCGCCCUAGUAAAAUCCACAAACCCGGAAAAGCGAAGAGAGAAACAGGAAUCCCUUUUAAAUCCGCGGGUCGCGAUUGGCGCGCGCUCACACACCUCCUCGCCGACACCCGUCCAUCCAUCAGAACCCUGUACACAAAUAGACAGUGAUCCCAGCAGGUGGUAGUCAAGCUAGUAGGUGAAAUUUUCCACUACGACCUGAUCAGUGACUUACAGUUGGCGCAGAGCUCGUCCCGACAGCCGAGUUUCUGCUACGCUUCUGCUGCAAACUUACGCGCAUCUGAUCGCAGGACAGGCCUGAGCAACGAACCAGCUCUGUCUGCUCGACCGAACCCGAGUUACCGCUUCAAAACAGGCUUGAGCUCAUCUAAAGGGAAGGUUUCUGUUGAAGCAGUGAUGGACUUCCUUGCUGGCUGUUUAGGAGGUGCUGCUGGGGUGCUUGUCGGACAUCCUUUCGACACAGUUAAGGUUCGACUUCAGGUCCAGAGUGUGGAUAAACCCCUUUACCGAGGAACUUAUCACUGUUUUCAAUCCAUCAUACGUCAAGAGUCAAUGUUUGGCCUUUAUAAAGGCAUUGGUUCCCCCAUGAUGGGCCUGACGUUCAUCAACGCCAUCGUCUUCGGCGUUCAGGGCAACACCAUGCGCAUGCUGGGCGAAGAUACGCCCCUGAACCAGUUCCUGGCCGGAGCGGCGGCCGGCGCCAUCCAGUGUGUGAUCUGCUGCCCGAUGGAGCUGGCCAAGACCCGCAUGCAGAUGCAGGGAACAGGCGAGAAGAAGUCGUCCUCUCGGAAGGUCUACAAAAACUCGCUGGACUGCCUGGCGCGCAUCUACCAGCGCGAGGGUGUGCGCGGCGUCAACCGAGGCAUGGUCACGACUCUGAUCCGAGAGACGCCGGGCUUCGGCGUUUACUUCCUCGCGUACGACCUCCUGACGCGCUCGCUGGGUUGCGAGCCGGAGGACCCGUACAUGAUUCCCAAGCUGCUGUUCGCCGGCGGCAUGUCGGGAAUCGCGUCCUGGCUUUCGACGUACCCCGUGGACGUGAUAAAGUCUCGGCUGCAGGCCGACGGAGUGGGCGGGAAGUACCAGUACAGCAGCAUCAUGGACUGCACCAGGAAGAGCAUCCAGCGUGAAGGCUGGCGAGUUUUCACGCGCGGACUUACUUCCACUCUCCUCCGGGCUUUUCCGGUCAACGCCGCCACGUUCGCUACGGUCACCCUCUUCCUUUUGUACGUACGCUCGGACGAAGCUCCUAAAGAUUGCGAAACGGCUCCUCAUCACGCGCCGUUGCAGCAACAAGCGCAACCGUCCAGCCUGUGAGUAACCUCGUCUUUGACGUAGUAUAGCACUUCCCGAAUUACGUUACUAAUCAAACAGUUGCUGUGCAGUGAGCACAUCUGGAAUUGCACAACCUUUCUUUCUUUCUUUCUAUCUGUACAAUGACUUGAUUUGUAAAUAUAUUUUUUUAUAUUCAAUGGUCAAGCGCGUUCCUUGUUUCUGCCUUACAAGAACAGCUGAAAGUAAGAAUCCGACGUAUGAAAGUAAGAAUUUGCAUGUUGAUGUAUUCAACAGCUGUUACUGUUGGCUCCCUUGGUUUUUACCUGGCAGAACUAGAAAAACUUGCUUUGAAGUUGCAAAUUUUUGCUACACUGAAGAGAAACGAGUGUCUAAACAAAUCCUCCCAAACCCUAUUUAUUACAAUCAUCAACUUUAUUCUGGGGGGACGCCAUUCUUUAAAAGCAAGGCUGUGAUGUGUAGACAUAUAGUCUUAUAGGUCAUUUUGGUCCACUGAAAAGUAUUUUUGUCAACUUUCAUGGGUCAUUCCGUGUCAACUCAACCAGAGGUCCUCGGCUCAAUAUUUUUUAUGUAGAAAAACAAACAUAAAUAGCGAUGAAAGCCAAAAUAUUAAAUGUCACAGAUGUGUAUUUACUGAGUAAUCCACUAUUUUGUAGAGGAGAGUCAAAAUGACCAUUUUCAUCUGAGAUUUGGAGUCAAAUUAGAGGGGUGUAAAAAUGACUUUAGAAAGAUGGAGCAUCAUUAUUUUAUUUUUACACAGAGAUUGGUAGAUCUAUUAGUAAAAUCUGUUGACUUUAUCAAUCUUUGUUUCAUUAUAUGCCAACAGUGACAGCUCAAAAAUGGCCUUUCGAUCACUGAAAAUGGGAAAAAAAUCAACAAUUUGAACAUGGAGCUGCUUUGAGAUCCUCAUAUCUUUUGGACUGAACUAUAUAGGGCCUUGAAAAUGAAGAUUUCAAAAGAAAAGUUUAUUAAGAACCAGAAUCUAAAAGGAUAUUAAGAUAUCUUGAACACUUUUAGAGUUAACUUGAGGCAAAGAAACACAAGAAGUGCUUUUGAGCUGUCACUGUUGGCAUAUAAUGAAACAAAGAUUGAUAAAGUCAACAGAUUUUACUAAUAGAUCUACCAAUCUCUGUGUAAAAAUAAAAUAAUGAUGCUCCAUCUUUAUAAAGUCAUUUUUACACUCCUCUAAUUUGACUCCAAAUCUCAGGUGAGAAUUGUCAUUUUGAUCCUCCUCUACAAAAUAGUGGAUUACUCAGAAAAUACACAUCUGAGACAUUUAAUAUUUUGCCUCUCAUCACUAUUUAUGUCUGUCUUUCUUCAGGGAAAAAAUUAACAAAAUCAAAAAUUUGAGCGGGGGAAGUUUCUGAAAAUUGACACGGAAUGACCCAAAUGUGAUUCUGGCACUAAUUUAGUCUUUAUUAUGUUUUUACCACCUUUUACUGGAAGCUGCUGGUGAAAUUGCCUGAAAGGUUGUGAUAUCUUGGCCUAGUGUUAAAUUCAUCUCAUUUUGUGCAAUGAAUAUGGUAGACACCAAAUUAUGUUUGCUAAUCUUUCCGGAAAGUUUCUGUUUUCUACUUGAAUUGUAUUGGCUUGAAUAAUAAUGAUUUUUAAAGGACUCGUGUACAAAAUAAGAGGAUGAUCCAAAGGUUUUUGUCCACAAAUAAAAUUCGGUCCCCUCAGUGAGUACUUUCCUCAUCUCCUGCCUAUAGUUUGUAAUGUAUGACCUACAAAAUGAAUGCAAUAUUUGCAUGUUUUUCUGUAAUGUAUUAAAUUGUUGGGAUACAGGUUGUAUCUGGCCCAGUGUAACUAUCUAUACUGCUAUUAGAAUGAAAAAUGCCCUCAUGUCUUUUGAUUGACUGUAAGUUAUACUGUAAGAUCAAUAUAUUUUAUGUUUGUAUAUACCGAGGCUUGAAUUUUCUCUGCAUAUCGAAAGAUGUGUAAAUAGAAUUGCGUAUGUUUGUGCUGACUAAAACAUGCAGUUGGAAAAGAAGCGUAUAGAACGGACAGAAUGGGCUUUUAAAGAAAUGCUGCUCUUUUUGUAACGGUUAUGGAUUGUAUUAAAUGUAAAUAUAUAGUAUUACAUUAAAAAGGGAAGUUUAGACUGAUGCAUUGAAAACUAAAUAUGUGUGAUUUACCUGUGAGAAAUGUAAAUAAAUUGUAUUUUAUGGACUUGCAGAAGUACUGAAGUGAUUUUAAUUUGAAUAGCUUUAGAUUUUUCUUUUUCUAGUUUGUCGUUACUGCUGUUACUGCUGAAGAGAUGGUCAAAUGUUUGUCCUAUUUUUGUAUGAAAUUCUGUGCUGCUCCCAUUUGAAAUGUGGUUGACCUGAACCAACUUUCAAACUGCUUUUGGUCAACUAAAAUAAAAUGUGAAAAUAAAUGGGUUAACUGA
Molecule: messenger RNA, 3815 nt
Organism: Ctenopharyngodon idella (grass carp)
Lineage: Eukaryota; Metazoa; Chordata; Actinopteri; Cypriniformes; Xenocyprididae
Product: solute carrier family 25 member 29
Exons: 4
Coding region: 530-1450 (306 amino acids)
Biological process (GO): mitochondrial L-ornithine transmembrane transport
Cellular component (GO): mitochondrion
Molecular function (GO): high-affinity L-arginine transmembrane transporter activity
Source: RefSeq, a predicted model, not a curated record